Molecule: messenger RNA, 1974 nt
Organism: Funneliformis geosporum
Lineage: Eukaryota; Fungi; Glomeromycota; Glomeromycetes; Glomerales; Glomeraceae
Source: the annotation of a GenBank genome assembly
AUGUCUUCUAUUUUUGACGGUUGUUAUAUUACAUUUUCUGGUGUGUUUACCGAAGGUAACCAUACGCACCUCACUUCCAUUAUUAUUAAACAUGGCGGAAAUGUUGUUCAAAAUUUAUCCAAAAAAUCUACUCAUUUAAUAGUCAAUGAAGAAGACUAUAAAAAGGGAAAUUCAAAGGUCUUCCUUGCUAAAAAUAAAUUUGCUGAUCAAGUAUCAAUUGUUACUUGGAAAUGGGUAGAAGCUUCUAUUGAGAAAAAUGUAAAAUUGGAUGUAUCAGAUUAUGUUCCAUCAGAUGAUACUGAGGAUACUGAUAUGGAUGACGCGAACGAGAACUCUAUUGUAACUGGAAAACGUAAUAAAGAUGAUGAGGAAAAUGAUCAAGUUGAUGAUGUCAGGCCUUCGCGAAAACGUAGACGAACUGCUAAAAAUGAUAAUGAUAAUGAUAUGUCUCAGAUUUCAACCACAGAUGUUGCUACAACUAAUAUCGUCUCUACGACCUCGACUUCUUCGAAAAAGAGAAAAGGGAAGAAAACUGAUAAAACUACUAAGGGUUCUAUUAAUAAUCAAGAUCCGAAUGAUAGCGAUCAGGAUGACAAAGUUGCCAAAGUUGCGGUAACACAUAUUGUCGAGGAGAAAAAGAUGGUUAAAGUUGUGAUUAAGGGAUAUGGUUCUAAAGGUCAAUCAACUACUUUUGGUCCAACAACAAUAUUGGAUAAUGCAAAAAUUGAAUUCUCCAAAAAAUUUAAAGAAAAAACUGGUAAUGAUUGGUCUAUCGUAUGCAAGGAUAUCUCUAAAUUUGUUCCAAAGAAUAAUAAAUAUACUUUUUUAAACCGCGACUAUACCUUGGAUGAUGAGGAUAAAAAUGAUGAGAGUCAAAAUAAAAAGAAAGCUAAGAAUAAAGAAAAGGAAGAACCUAUACCUAUUCCAGAAUCUAAUCUUCAUCCAAAAGUUCAAGAUAUCAUGCAAAUGAUAUUUGACGUUAAUCAAUGGAAAGAGUCAAUGAAGGAAUUAGAAUAUGAUGCUGCAAAAUUACCUUUGGGUAAAAUUGCAAAAAGUACUAUUAACCAAGGAUAUAGUGUACUUAAACGAAUUGAAGCCGUGGUUAUGGGAAAUUCUAUCGAAAGUCUGGAAGAAUUGUCUAAUGAAUUUUACACUGUAAUCCCACACUCAUUUGGCAUGCGAAAACCACCUAUCAUUAAUAACAUAAACUUACUCAAAGCUAAAAUGGAUAUGGUUGAAAUAUUGGGAGAAAUUGAAAUAGCUUCUACUUUGAUUAAAGGAUGUGAUGAAGCUAUCAAUCCAUUGGAUGCUCAUUAUAAAUCUCUUAGAUUAGGAAGAAUGGAGCCUUUGGAUCAUAAUUCUUUAGAAUUCAAAAUGGUGGUCGAUUAUGUUAAGAAUACACAUGGAGCUACACAUAAUCAUUUUAAACUUGAGGUUAUGGAAGUGUUUGAUUUGGAACGUCAAGGUGAAAGAGAAAGGUUCGAGCCAUAUUCCAAAUUGCAAAACCGAGCUUUAUUAUGGCACGGAAGCCGUAAAACUAAUUUUGCUGGCAUCUUAAGCCAAGGAUUACGCAUUGCGCCUCCGAGUGCUCCUGUUUCUGGUUAUAUGUUUGGGAAAGGUGUUUAUUUCGCAGAUUCCGUAUCAAAAUCUGCUCAAUACGUUAAUAAUACUAGUAGAGAUAACAUUGGCCUCAUGCUUCUCAACGAGGUUGCUUUGGGAAAUAUGCUUGAGCUGGACUCUGCAGAUUUUGAUGCAGGAAUAAAAGCGAAGAAAGCAAAUUUUCAUUCUGUUAAAGGUUGUGGAAAGAAUGUUCCUGAUAUGAAAUGCUUCAUUAAGCUGAAUAAUGGUUGCAUUGUACCAAACGGAAAAUUACAAGAACAACAUAGUGAUAAAUAUCUUUACUACAAUGAAUAUAUCGUUUAUGAUGAAGCUCAAAUUAUGCAGAAAUAUUUGAUCAAGAUGAAGUUUCAUUAA